Molecule: messenger RNA, 2439 nt
Organism: Symsagittifera roscoffensis
Lineage: Eukaryota; Metazoa; Xenacoelomorpha; Acoela; Convolutidae
Exons: 3
Coding region: 5-1861 (618 amino acids)
Molecular function (GO): zinc ion binding
Source: RefSeq, a predicted model, not a curated record
AAGAAUGAGUAUGUCAAGCUUAGAGGAGCCAAGUUCAUCCGCAUUAUCAGACAAAACUGAAAGUUCUGCUGAAAAGAAAUGUUCGAAUUGUGCAAUUUCAAUCAGUUCAGAUCAAGUUCUGAAUUGUUCAACUUGCGUAUCUUCGAGCGAGAAAAGUAAUUCAUUUUGCGAUGCUUGUAUCGGCGCGCAUACUCGGCGAGAACAUAAAAUCCUGGAUCAUAGCGGUUAUGAAAUAUCAGUAUGCGACGAACAUAAGAUGAUAAAUGAUCUGUUUUGCUCGCAGUGUUCGCAAGUUUUGUGCAGCAAGUGUAUUCUGAAUCACAGAGGACACGAUUUUCUUGCUGUGUCGGAGAAACGAGUCGAAUUCAGAAAACAAAUUUUCGAGUAUAUUUCAAAAUUUGAUAAUCUGAGCAAAGACAUGAAAUUCCAGGAAAUGUUGGAAAAAGACGCGGCAAAAACGAAGCAAGCGUAUACACCAGAUGAAAUAGUUGAUGUUAUCGUUGCAAAUUUUGUGAAAUUGCUUCGGAUUGUGGCUUUUUCGGACACGGAGAAACCGAAACUUGAGAAACUGGCGAAAGUUAUAGAUGAAAAAAGUAAUUGGGCGGCUCGAGAACUUCAGAAGCAUGAACAGUUAGUGAACGAAACUGACUCAUUGGUAAUUUCAAUGCGUGAAACUUUACUAAGUUCUGAUAGCGUUUUGGUGAAAAAAUUUUGCGGUAAUGAAGAAAACUUGAACCAUUGUUUGGAUCAGCAAAAUGCCGCUUUGACUAAGCAUGUUUUACUGAAGCCGUUCCAGUUUGAGAACAAUGAUCUAGAAAGCUUGAUAAAAAAGGUUUUUGAUUCUUACUUGAGAUCAAUAAAAUGGCCCGAAAUGGUGUACAUGUCCUAUGAAGAAACAACUGUUCAGCAAUGUAAAGUAUAUCCACAUAUUAGUCUAGUAGAUAUCGAGAGUUCUAGUGUGUUACACGUCCUGCAAGAAGGCUACCUCGGACUAGCCACUGUUAAAGAAGAUAAAAUAUUUUUUUCUGUCUUACCGUGUUAUUUGCGUCAGAGGAAUUGCACAGUCUGUGCCCUGGAAGGAACCUUAAUUGAUUUGAGGAAAAGCUCAAUAGUGGGAAGAUAUUGUUAUUUCUGCAAAGAAGAAGAAUCUGGUAGACGAAUUAAAAUAUAUGACGAAGACGAUGUAUUAUUCAUUACAAUUUCGGGUGAGUUCUUGAAAGUUCUGCCGUUUGUAAAUUUUUCCAGUGAACCACUGGCUGGAUAUUUGGCACUUUUGUAUGAGAAGAAAAUAGAUAUCGUUCAUGCAUUCGACCCAACUUAUGUAAAUGACGAAGCAACCUCUGUUACAUCGGAACCCUUCCCGGUUCUUAUUCCCUCUAACUGUCUGUUCUUCUUCAAUAAUCCAGAGCCAAAUUGUCUAAUUUGGGAUCCAGAACUCAAAGUCAUCCGACCAUUUUUGGAAAUUGUUGGCUAUGAAAAUAUUCCUUGUGAAGAAAAACCAUUUCUACUGACUUGUAGUAAAGAUGUGAAGAUAAUUGCUGCUACAUUCCAAUCCAGUGAUUCAAUCACCAUUUUGAAGAAGAAUGGAUUCGCUCAACUGGCGAGUGCGAAUCAUGGCUUACAACGCGUGGACUCGUUAUUCAUCAAUGGUCAGAACAUUCUCUAUGCGUGGAAUUUUCGAAGAAAAAUUUGCGUGGCUUUUCGAGAGAGUUUUGAUUUAAACUGGAUUGCAUUCAAGGUUUUGAGAAUUGAGCUGGAAAGUGUUCCAGAGAACUCAGAUUGGGAUCGAAUCGAGCAGAGUGGUUCGAAUGCUUACAUAUUCGUAAAGGGGGUUACUCUACCCUGGAUUCUUCAAAUGUAAAUAUCAAUGUGUCAAUGAAAUUAUAUCAGGUGUGAGUUUGGAAGACUUUCUUGGCGAAUUACCCUUGUAUGUACAUGAAAUGGUUGGCUAAAACCAUCACACCAAUUUUUUAGAAUAAUGUUUUUGCUUAACAAUCUAAUUUACGAAGCUAGGAUUUCAUUUUGCAGUCUUAAAACACAAUUGCUUAUUGAAAAAGUACACUUAAUGGGAUUACACUAAAGAAAGAAAGUUUUUUCCUGUAAAUAGCGUUGAGUAAAUGAAAGCUUUUAUUUAACAUUCGGAUACAUAACAUUAUCUUGUGUAAAUAAUUCGCUAAGUGCUUGUAUUUUAAUCGAUUCAUAUCAUAGUAGCUUAAUGUAUUACCAUUCUUCAGGCUAUUCUUUCUCACUACUAAAUCGAUUUGAUCCGGUAAACUUUCCCUCUCUCGUAUUGAAAGUCUGCUGUUUGGUGAGUUUAUCUGGUGCUGUUUGCGCAGCAGAUUGUUUAUUCAGUGUUCAAUCAUAAUUUUGAUUGAUAUGUUUCCCGAUUUCAUCAUCAACAGUUUCCCUGUUGGCCUUCAUUUAGAUUACAGUUUUGGU